CCUCCUCACACACUGAGCGAAACCAAACCAAACCAAACAAUGUCGUUUGGUCUCAAAUUGAAUCUCUCAAAUCCUAGAUUCAACCGCAACUCCACUUUCGCCCGUAACGCCAUUAAUCCCCACCGUCUCCCCCACCACCUCAGACUUCCGGCCCGGCGGCUCAACUCCGUUUCCGUCAGCUCAGAGUACGUCAACGGAGCAUCCGAGCCGUCAAUUUCGUCUCAUUACACAGAAACCAUCGGAACCCCGUCGCCGUCGUCCCACCUCCUCCAGUGGAACCUCACCCAACGACACGUCGUCGUCCUCAAUGUCGUUGCUUGCGCCGCGGCGGUUUCUGCCACGUGGCUCUUCUGCUCUGCAAUUCCAACGCUUCUGGCUUUCAAGAGAGCAGCUGAUUCAGUUUCAAAGCUGAUGGAUGUGAUGAGGGAGGAGCUUCCGGAUACAAUGGCGGCAGUUCGGUUAUCGGGGAUGGAGAUCAGUGACUUGACCAUGGAGCUCAGUGAUCUUGGCCAGGAGAUUACACAAGGUGUGAGGAGUUCUACUCGAGCUGUUCGUGUGGCGGAGGAGAGGUUGCGCGGAUUGACAAACAUGGCUCCUUCAGCAUCCGUGCAGGUAGUAGAAAGUUCGAAAACUGAGGUGCCAGGGCCAGCUUUGGCUAGAACUGCAAGAAGCGUACGAGAGGGGGUCGUGAAGAGUCGUGCUAUAUGGCAAAUGUUUUUCACAAUCACCCGCUUUUCUAGGAUGGCGCUCAGCUAUUUGAUGAGGCGGAAGAAGCAAUAGCUAGUGGAGAUGACAACGAAUUCAAGAGCUUUAUGGUGAGCAGCAUCAAAUUUUGUGAAUGUAUUAGCUCUUCCUUAGUUCAUGUGUCAUAUCUUAAAUUAGCAUUGUGUACUUCCAGUUGGGCUUUUCCACUUCGGAGCGUCGCUUUUGAGUUAAAACAUCCUUUGAUUUUUUUACCAUCUCCUUUUAUGUUGUUAAUUGCAAGUGCAACUGAUUCCUUGUGUACGACCCCACCUCUCUUACGCUUUUACUUGAUCAAAUAACAUCAUCUUCAUGUUGAACUGAACCUGAUGUGCUUCAGCUUGAUUAAUAUAUUUAUAGUGCC
Messenger RNA from Argentina anserina (silverweed cinquefoil), 1105 nucleotides. RefSeq lists its product as uncharacterized. The coding region runs from base 40 to 780 and encodes 246 amino acids. The record is from RefSeq and is a predicted model, not a curated record. The transcript is spliced from 5 exons. NCBI's taxonomy places the organism in Eukaryota, Viridiplantae, Streptophyta, Magnoliopsida, Rosales, Rosaceae.